Molecule: messenger RNA, 480 nt
Organism: Caenorhabditis remanei
Lineage: Eukaryota; Metazoa; Nematoda; Chromadorea; Rhabditida; Rhabditidae
Exons: 3
Coding region: 1-480 (159 amino acids)
Source: RefSeq, a predicted model, not a curated record
AUGAUCAAUAUCUCCGUCGGAGUGAAUGGUGACACGAUGCUCGACGUGCGUCUCGACGACACCAUCCUUCUCCGUCUUAUUAUUCUGGAAUUUCCUUCCCCAGAUUCCAGAUUCUACUCUUACCUGCUCAGCCCAUCCUGGUGGUGCCGCGUUCUCGCCUCCUUGCGCUUCAUAAGUCAUUGUUCUCGUCUGUGUCUCCACAAUUCCAGUCGUGGUGUCACCUCCAUUCUGAUCGACGAGUGCUCCUGCACCUGCUCCAGACGGCGACGACGCCUUCUGUCCGAGCGGUGUCAGCUGUUCACGAGAUCUCUCGACGUCGACAACACCAACUGGCACUUGAUCACCAUCGACAAUGUAGUUUUGGAAGGAUUGCGUCUGGACGAUCCAACUCACGUAAUCUGUCGUCCAUUUUCGUCAGUAUACACUUCAACUUGUUCCGGAAGGUCGCUUGUCUCUUGCCACGUAGACACCGUUGUAUAG